This is a messenger RNA of Oncorhynchus gorbuscha (pink salmon), 6624 nucleotides long. It is a transcript of the gene kif1ab, whose product is annotated as kinesin family member 1Ab. Gene Ontology annotation, molecular function: plus-end-directed microtubule motor activity; ATP hydrolysis activity; microtubule binding. Lineage: Eukaryota; Metazoa; Chordata; Actinopteri; Salmoniformes; Salmonidae. The coding region runs from base 426 to 5624 and encodes 1732 amino acids. Gene Ontology annotation, cellular component: kinesin complex; axon; dendrite. The transcript is spliced from 48 exons. Gene Ontology annotation, biological process: microtubule-based movement; cytoskeleton-dependent intracellular transport; vesicle-mediated transport. The record is from RefSeq and is a predicted model, not a curated record.
CAUUUUUACUGUGGACCAACCAAAGGUCGUUCUCUUCUGAGCUCGCCUCCUGCAUCCAUCUAGCUCUAGCCUAAUUCCUCUCCUCCCUGUCUACUCCCCUACCCUACCCUACCCAUGUCUGGCUUGCUGGCAGACAGACUGACGCGCUACUGUGUACCAGGCCCUGUUAGAAACCAUUCACCCAUAGCCCUGACUGGGGUGGUCUAGCUCUGUGUCUCUUUCUAUUGCUCGGGGCGGAUACUCCCUGAAUGGAUACACCGAGGGAGGCUGUUAGCUGAUAUCGACGGGAGGAAAACAUAUCAAGGAGGAACCCACUGCUGUCGUCGAAUUCGAGGUGGUUAGGUGUUAGGCAUUUACCUGGUGACAAGCCCCUCCUGACUGAGCCCCUCUAUAGUCGCGGCCGCAUAUCCCCACUGACAGGCAUCAUGGCGGGGGCUUCAGUGAAGGUGGCCGUCCGGGUCCGUCCCUUCAACUCUCGAGAGAUCGGGAAGGACAGCAAGUGCAUCAUCCAGAUGUCAGGGAACACCACAACAAUCAUAAACCCCAAACAGCCGAAGGAGAACAAGAGCUAUAACUUCGACUACUCUUACUGGUCACACACAACACCGGAGGACAUCAACUAUCAUUCUCAGAAGCAGGUGUACAAGGACAUUGGGGAGGAGAUGUUGCUGCAUGCCUUUGAGGGAUACAAUGUUUGUAUCUUUGCAUAUGGCCAGACUGGAUCUGGGAAGAGCUACACCAUGAUGGGCAAGCAGGACCAGAAGGAUCAGCAAGGCAUCAUCCCUCUGCUGUGUGAGGACCUCUUCACCAAGAUAAGUGACAGCAAUAAGGAAAACAGCUUGUCCUACUCCGUGGAGGUGAGCUACAUGGAGAUCUACUGUGAGCGUGUGCGGGACCUGCUGAACCCGAAGAACAAGGGGAACCUGCGUGUGAGAGAGCACCCCUUGAUGGGGCCCUACGUGGAGGACCUGUCCAAGCUGGCCGUUACCUCCUACAAUGACAUCCAGGACCUCAUGGAGUCUGGCAACAAGGCCAGGACGGUGGCAGCCACCAACAUGAACGAGACCAGCAGCCGCUCUCACGCUGUCUUCAACAUCAUCUUCACGCAGAAGAAACACGACAUGGAUUCAGAAAACACAUCUGAGAAGGUGAGCAAGAUCAGCCUGGUGGAUCUGGCUGGGAGUGAGAGAGCAGACUCUACAGGAGCCAAAGGAACCAGGCUGAAGGAAGGAGCAAAUAUCAAUAAAUCUUUGACCACACUGGGGAAAGUCAUCUCUGCAUUAGCUGAAGUGGACUCAGCACCAAAUAAGAACAAGAAGAAGAAGAAGGUGGAGAACCACAUCCCCUAUAGAGACUCAGUGCUGACCUGGCUUCUUAGAGAGAACCUGGGAGGUAACUCUCGCACCGCCAUGGUGGCAGCCCUCAGCCCUGCUGACAUCAACUAUGACGAGACCCUGAGCACCCUCAGGUAUGCUGACCGCGCCAAACAGAUCCGCUGUAACGCCGUCAUCAACGAGGACCCCAACAACCGUCUGGUGCGUGAGCUGAAGGAGGAGGUGUGCCGGCUCAAGGACCUCCUCUACGCCCAGGGCCUGGGAGAUAUCAUAGACACGUAUCGAUGUCCCGAUCCUGUGAUAGCUGGUUUGAAAAACUUGUGCGAUUACAAGAACUUUGUCAAUAAUCGCCAGGCUGUCAAUCAAACGGGUGAUCUAUCCACAGUGACCAAUGCCAUGACUGGGAUGAGCCCUUCCCCCUCUCUCUCCGCCCUGUCCAGCCGUGCGGGCUCCGUGGCAAACCUGCAUGACCGCAUCUUCAGCCCUGCCUCUGAGGAGGCCAUAGAGAGACUCAAGGAAACAGAGAAAAUCAUUGCUGAGCUCAAUGAGACAUGGGAGGAGAAGCUGCGCCGUACUGAAGAUAUCAGGAUGCAGAGGGAGGCCCUACUGGCUGAGAUGGGUGUGGCCAUGAGAGAAGAUGGAGGCACCGUGGGCGUGUUCUCCCCCAAGAAGACCCCUCACCUGGUGAACCUGAAUGAGGACCCACUGAUGUCUGAGUGCUUACUCUACUACAUCAAAGACGGGACCACCAAGGUUGGACGUGACGACGCCAGAAGUCGCCAGGACAUCGUGCUCAGUGGCCAUUUCAUCCAAGACGAGCACUGCACCUUCAGUAGCACCGCAGGCUCCGGCGGAGAAGAUGAUGAUGACACAGGGAACGUCAUCCUGGAGCCCUGCGAGGGGGCGGAGAUCUACGUCAACGGGAAACUGGUGACCACGCCUACUCUGCUUCGUUCAGGGAACCGCAUUAUCAUGGGGAAGAGCCACGUGUUCCGCUUCAAUGACCCGGAGCAGGCGCGGCAGGAGCGGGAGAGGACCCCCUGCGCCGAGACCCCCGUGGAGCCCGUGGACUGGGCCUUCGCCCAGAGAGAGCUGCUGGAGAAACAGGGCAUCGACAUGAAGCAGGAGAUGGAGUCAAGGCUUCAAGAGUUAGAAGAUCAAUACCGCCGAGAACGAGAGGAGGCCAGUAACCUUCUGGAACAACAGAGACUGGACUAUGAGAGUAAACUGGAAGCCCUGCAGAAACAGGUGGACAGAAACUCCCGUUACCUGGAGUCCCCAGACGAAGAAGAGGAGCCUGAGGAGGAAGUCUUUCCCAUAGUUCCGUGGACAAAGCGUGAGAUGGAGCUUGCAUCCUGGGCGUUCCGUAAGUGGCGUUUCUACCAGUUCACCUCCCUCAGGGACCUGCUGUGGGGCAAUGCCAUCUUCCUCAAGGAAGCCAACGCCAUCAGUGUGGAGCUCAAGAAGAAGGUCCAGUUCCAGUUUGUGCUGCUGACAGACACACUGUACUCCCCGUUGCCCCCGGACCUGCUGCCCCCCAGCGUGGCCAUGGAGCGGGAGAAACGGCCCUUCCCCAGCACCAUCGUAGCUGUGGAGGUCCAGGACCAGAAGAACGGGGCCACACACUACUGGACCCUGGAGAAACUCAGACAGAGGCUGGACCUGAUGAGGGAGAUGUACGACCGUGCGGCGGAGGUGCCUAGCAGCACUGUGGAGGACUGUGACCAGGCUCUGACCGGAGGAGACCCCUUCUAUGACCGCUUCCCAUGGUUCCGUCUGGUGGGCAGGGCUUUUGUGUACCUGAGUAACCUGCUAUACCCCGUGCCACUCGUGCACCGCGUGGCCAUCGUCAGUGAGAAGGGAGAGGUGAAGGGCUUCCUCAGGGUGGCAGUGCAGGCCAUCUCAGCUGAUGAAGAAGCCCCUGACUAUGGUUCUGGCGUUAGGCAGUCAGGAACCGCCAAGAUAUCCUUUGAGGACCAACAGUUUGAGAAGUUCCAGACAGAGUCGUGUUCCGGCGGCAUGUCCCAUUCUAACACCUCUCACGAAGAGCUACGCUUCGUGGAAGGGGAGGGACAGAACUCUGAUGUAGGAGCUGACCCUGACGAGGUCAACAACAACACCUGUGCAGACUUGUCCCCCGUCACAGCCACACCAGAGGUCCCCAGGAGCCCACUGAAGGGUGGUCUGGGUCUGGAGCUGGGUCUGGAGAAGGACCUGUCUCACCUUCACAUAGGCUCCACCUUCACCUUCAGGGUCACAGUGCUGCAGGCCUCCAGCAUUUCCGCUGAGUAUGCUGACAUCUUCUGCCAGUUCAACUUCAUCCACCGACAUGAUGAGGCUUUCUCCACUGAGCCACUGAAGAACACAGGCAGAGGACCUCCUCUGGGAUUCUACCAUGUACAGAAUAUCACGGUAGAGGUUACCAAGUCGUUUGUGGAGUACAUCAAGACCCAGCCCAUCGUCUUUGAGGUGUUUGGCCACUACCAGAAACAUCCAUUCCCACCCCUCUGCAAAGACCUCAUCAGUUCACACUUCUAUUUCAGUCCCCUUCGACCUUCUAGGAGGCAGUUCCCAAGGGUCAUGCCCUUGUCUAAACCAGUACCAGCCACCAAGCUGAAUACCCUGACCCGUUCCACGGCCGGCCCAUGCCACUCCAAAUAUGACCUCAUGGCCUUCUUCGAGAUCUGUGAGCUGGAGGCCAAUGGAGACUACAUCCCUUCAGUGGUGGACCACAGAGGGGGCAUGCCCUGCCACGGAACCUUCCUGCUUCAUCAGGGCAUCCAGCGGAGGAUCACGGUCACCAUAGCGCACGAGACAGGAAAUGACGUGGAGUGGAAGGAGGUCAAGGAGCUGGUGGUGGGGCGGAUCCGGAAUACUCCAGAGGCUGAUGAGACCAUCAUCGACCCCAACAUCCUGUCUCUCAACAUUCUAUCUGCGGGCUACAUCUGGCCCUCAUAUAAUGACAAUAUGUCCCUGGGAGUUGACCAUAGGACGUUUUACCGAUUUGAGGCGGCGUGGGAUAGCUCCAUGCACAACUCCCUCCUCCUGAACCGUGUCACUCCCUAUGGUGAAAAGAUCUACAUCACUCUCUCCGCAUACCUAGAGAUGGAGAACUGCACCCAACCAACAGUGAUCACCAAAGACUUCUGUAUGGUGUUCUACUCCCGUGACGCCAAGCUCCCCGCCUCACGCUCCAUCAGGAACCUCUUCAGCACCGGCUGUCUCAGGCCCUCAGAGAGUAAUCGUGUCACUGGAGUGUAUGAAGUCAGUCUCUGCCAUGUCGCUGAUGCCGGAAGUCCCGGCAUGCAGCGGCGGCGCAGGCGCGUCUUGGACACCUCGGUGGCAUACGUCCGUGGGGAAGAGAACCUGGCUGGCUGGAGGCCCCGUAGCGACAGCCUCAUCCUGGACCACCAAUGGGAGCUGGAGAAACUCAGCCUUCUGCAGGAGGUGGAGAAGACCAGGCACUACCUGCUGCUGCGGGAGAAACUGGAGGCCACCCUGGCAGUGGGGCAGGACGCUCUCUGCAAGAGUGGUGACCUUAGCGACUUUGCCAAGAGCCCCAUCCUCAGCCACUGCCCCGGGGGUAGCCCCGCCCUGGAGAGCCCCAGCCAGAGGCAGAGGGAGCUGGCUGCCAAGUGUCUGCGGCUGCUCAUGCACACGUUCAACAGGGAGUACAGCCAGGUGAGCAGCAGUGCCAGUGAGAGCAAGCUGUCUGAGAUGUCAGCGUCGCUGAUGUCUCCAUCCUCUUCUAGUCUGAGCACGCUAACUCCGUCCUCUACUUGCCCCUCAUUGGUGGAGGGACAUUAUGACAUCAGACACACUGAGCCCAUCUCUGGCGCUUCCAGCCCAGACCUGGACCCCUUCAGUCCUGUGGACAAGAAGAGGACCCUGGGUAGAGGCUGCACCUUCGUCCCUGACAUCCAGGAGAUCCGCGUCAGCCCCAUCGUGUCUAAGAAAGGCUACCUACACUUCCUGGAGCCCCACACCAGUGGUUGGGUGAAGCGCUAUGUAGUGGUGCGCCGGCCCUACGUCUACCUGUACCGCAACGAGAGGGACAGCGUGGAGCGUUCCGUCAUCAACCUCUCCUCCGCCCAGGUGGAAUACAGCGAGGACAAGCAGACUCUGCUCCGGACUCCAAACACAUUUGCAGUGUGCACCGAACAUCGUGGAAUACUCCUCCAGGCCAGUAAUGACAAGGAGAUGCAUGACUGGCUGUAUGCUUUUAACCCCCUGCUCGCCGGAACCAUCAGGUCUAAGCUCUCCAGAAGAAAGUCAGGCCAGAGGAUGUGAGAAACAGGAACACCUGCUGUCGGGGGGGGGGGGGCAUCUGAAAUCUCCACGGACCCUCUGCUGUAUAUACCUUAUCUAAACAGCUCUCCUGCGCUGCUCUCCAUCCUAACAGUGCUCCAUCCUGUCGCUGAUAACGUCCUCAAACAGCACUUAAAACCAUCCCAGCCGAUCUCCUAUUUGACGCCUCUUCCUGGUUACCUGGAUCAUGCAUGGUAUAAACUACCCAUUAAAGACCAUUAAAACCCAUAUACUGUAAGACUAACUAACAACACAACCCUGAGUAGUGGGGCUUAGCUCCGCUGGCUGUGAUGCUCCUUAUUGUCAUGUGUAUGUAGACCUUACCUUCCAGGCUUACAGACCCCUAUAGGGUUUAGCCAAACAAAGGAAGAAUAUAACGUUUAUGUCUUAGUCCGAGUUGUUAUCAGUUCCAACAUCAUGCAACUUACUGCUACCACCCACUAUUUGUAUAUGAUGCCCCAUAUCCAAACCUCUCGUGUAUUUCUUAUAAACACUGUAGUCUAAUAAGAAAAAGAAUCAUGGGAAAAUGGUAUAUUCCCUUUUCUAGUCCUCUCAUAAGAUAUCUCUGUGUCUGUGUGUGUGUGUUUAGUGCAGGGAAGAUGGCAGUACCUAUCAAUGCUCUUUCUCAUGUUAAAACAGCGGAUCCAUACUGUAACUCGUUGUCAUUGCAUCUGUUUUGUAUCCAAGGUUUUGGACGAUAUACAGUGCGAUAGAUGGGAUGCUGUGAAGGUACAUUGGACAGUGUAGGGUGAAAAGUGACAUAAUCGGACAAUGUUUUGUUGCCAAUGUUUUGGACAGAAUACAGUGGGAUAGAAUUGUAAUAGUUGGGUAAUAUGAUGGAUAGAAUAUGAUAGGACAAUAGGAUGACUCUUUGGCCUCCAUGUUUGGAUAAUGGUGAGUUCGCUGUGCUGACAUUUCAUAGUAACACGUUUGCUACAGUAGAGUAUAAAGUAUGUAAUUUCGCUGGCUGCCUGACAGUGGA